AUGCCUGUACCAACACCCGCACCGUGCGUCAUCCUAUUCGCUGGGGCUCCCCCUCCAACCUCUUUCGACCCUCAAGCCUGCACCCUCAGCCACUUUGAGGAACCAUUCCUAACCUUUUUUGGCCAUCUUGAUCUUGACAGCAAGCAUCAACCGCAGCAACGGGACGCAGAACCAGCUUCAGAACCUGAAAUUGCGUCGCAGCAACCACACGCCGUAUGGCGGUCUGUGCCUCUGAACCGCCGCCCUCUUCAUACCGGCCUGAGCCAGAACCACAGCAUCUUUCUCGAUGCCUCUUUCCAAGCUCACCGGGACUUUUUCACCACGGCAGAUGCGCACUCUGUAGAUGAGACCCGGUCUCUCGACUGCGGUGACGAUGGGGGGGCACUUCUCACGCAGUUUUGCGAGGAGUCUCUGGCGGCUCAUAACUUGGUUCCGUCCAGCCAGUUACAGGCCGGCAGCUUCAGCAUGGACACGAACGAAGGGACUGCUACCACAACGUCUUUCUUAACUGACUCUUCAAACGAUGUCUCCCUGCAAGAACAAGCUGCCACCCGGCCGUUGCCCACUCCUGUACCAUCGCAUCUCUCAGACCUGGAAGACGUCCCUUCAGCGAAGCGCAUCCUCGCCCUGAGCCCCCAGACAGUGACUCUCAAUUUGAUUGUUGCUGUCAUCUCCAUCGCUCAGCCCCGAACUGUCACGACCCGCUGGGGCACAACCCUAUCCCUGGUGGAGGUGCUCGUUGGCGAUGAGACAAAGUCGGGCUUUGCCGUCACCUUUUGGCUUACCAACGACCAAGCCUCGACCAGCCAAGUGAGCAAACUACGCCGGCAAGAUGUUGUUUUGAUGGAAAACGUGGCCCUGCACGUCUUCCGGGGCAAGGUCUACGGCCAAAGUCUACGCAAGAACCUGACUCGGGUGAGCCUUUUGUGGCGGAGUGAUGGCGGCGGUUACUAUCAAACCAGAGACCUCACCAGACGAGCCGCCGCGAAACAUCCCCAGCGAGAGAAGACGAGGCUCGUAAAAGAUUGGGUUCUUCACUUUGUCGGCAGAGACUUGGGAGCAGUCACCCGGAAGCGGGCCAGUCGAAAAUCGUGGGAUCAGCCUCCCGAUGAUACACAGUAA
Trichoderma citrinoviride is the source of this 1122-nucleotide messenger RNA. RefSeq lists its product as hypothetical. Bases 1 to 1122 code for a protein of 373 amino acids. The transcript has a single exon. NCBI's taxonomy places the organism in Eukaryota, Fungi, Ascomycota, Sordariomycetes, Hypocreales, Hypocreaceae. The record is from RefSeq and is a predicted model, not a curated record.